AUGCACCUCCCGACACCACCGACAGCGACAAUACCCCUCCCCCUCGCACCUGCCACGACGCGCUCGUUUGUCGUCCUCGCCGAGGGGCAGCUAGACCUGCAGUGGACGGCGGACGCGCGCGCGCAGGGCGUGUACUCUGCGCUGCGGGUCGUGCCGGGCGCAAGCAACGGCGGCAACAGCGGCGAGGCCGCUCGCACGCGGUACAUUGCGACGUUUACCUGGGCCGAUACGACCGAGCUCGACGCCAUCCUCACUGCGCUCAACGCCUCGCGCCUCUCGUCCAUUUGCUUCCUGUACGACCCGUACCCCAACGACGAGCUGUACGCGCGCAUCCUGGCGCUCAUCGACAUCCCCGCGCUCAAGCACCUGUGGCUCGGCGCGCGGCCGACAGUCGACACGCUCCCGCACGAGCUGGCGUUCUUGUCCUCGCCGCGCGCGGCAGGGCUCGGCUUCUUCUCGCUCGACUUUGAGCCCCACUCCCAAGGGGACGUGGACGCGAUCGCGCACACGCUUGCCACAACAGAGGAGGACAUGGGCGCCCUCGCUGAGGGCAGCUGUGCGCCGCAGCAAGGCGGCCACAAGCGCCGCCGCCUAGUCGGUGUUCUUGAGGAGAAUGGAGAGCGCAAGGAGAGAAAGAAGGCGAAGGCGAAGGUGAAGGUGAAGGUGAAGGAAAAGGAGAAGGCGAAGAAUCAGCAGUGCACGACGACCACGACCCCCGCCCGUUCCCCAUCCUCGACCUCCCCCGCGAGCUACUACACGCCGUGA
This is a messenger RNA of Vanrija pseudolonga, 765 nucleotides long. RefSeq lists its product as uncharacterized. Bases 1 to 765 code for a protein of 254 amino acids. Lineage: Eukaryota; Fungi; Basidiomycota; Tremellomycetes; Trichosporonales; Trichosporonaceae. The record is from RefSeq and is a predicted model, not a curated record. The transcript has 3 exons.